Molecule: messenger RNA, 1843 nt
Organism: Vigna unguiculata (cowpea)
Lineage: Eukaryota; Viridiplantae; Streptophyta; Magnoliopsida; Fabales; Fabaceae
Product: serine carboxypeptidase-like
Biological process (GO): proteolysis
Cellular component (GO): vacuole
Molecular function (GO): serine-type carboxypeptidase activity
Source: RefSeq, a predicted model, not a curated record
AAACCAGUUUGCAUAGGUAACCACCACUAUAAAUUCAUAGCCAUUGCCACACUUUUUUUCUGCGAAACAAAACAACAUGGCACCAUCGUCAUCCUCAAGGUUCCUCUACACAUGUCUGUCUUUUAUGUUUUUCUUUCUCAUCUCCAACAACAUUCCACCUUCUUUCUCCUCUCCAACUCACCACACAAACAAUGACCUUAGUUUUUCUUCAACGGCACAAAAACUCAUAAGAGGGCUCAACCUGUUCCCCAAAGACCCCAUUAACACACUCCAGAGUGACUCUCUUCUUGUGGCUGGAAACAUUGUGGAGAAGAAGUUAACUUUUCAUAGCCUAGUUUCUCCAGGGUCUUCUGUGGAAGAACUUGGUCAUCAUGCAGGCUAUUAUAGCCUUCCUCGUUCUAAAGCUGCAAGGAUGUUCUACUUUUUCUUUGAAUCUCGAAACAGAAAGGAUGAUCCGGUUGUGAUAUGGUUGACUGGAGGACCAGGAUGUAGCAGUGAACUAGCUUUGUUUUACGAAAAUGGUCCUUUUCAGCUUACCAAGAACUUGUCCCUUGUGUGGAAUGACUAUGGUUGGGACAAGGCAUCAAAUAUUAUAUUUGUUGAUCAACCCACUGGAACGGGAUUCAGCUAUACUUCUGAUGAGAGUGACAUUCGCCAUGAUGAAGAGGGUGUUAGCAAUGAUUUGUAUGACUUCUUGCAGGCAUUUUUCAAGGAGCACCCUCAGUUUACUAAGAAUGACUUUUAUAUUACUGGAGAGUCAUAUGCUGGACACUACAUUCCAGCUCUUGCAUCCAGGGUUCACCAAGGAAACAAAGCAAAAGAGGGAAUUCAUAUAAAUCUAAAGGGAUUUGCUAUUGGUAAUGGGUUAACCAAUCCUGAAAUUCAGUAUCAGGCUUACACAGACUAUGCAUUAGACAGAGGACUAAUUCAAAAGGCUGAUUAUAAUAGCAUCAACAAGUUGCUCCCAUCAUGCAAGCAGGCCAUAGAAGAUUGCGGCACUGAAGGUGGAGAAACCUGUGUAACUUCCUUAUAUGUCUGCAAUAAGAUAUUCAAUAGGAUAAUGAACAUUGCUGGAGAUGUUAAUUACUAUGACAUUAGAAAGAAAUGUGUGGGAGAUCUGUGUUAUGACUUCUCUGAGAUGGAGGAAUUUUUAAACAAGAAGACAGUGAGAGAUGCUUUAGGAGUUGGGGACUUGGACUUCGUUUCAUGCAGUAGCACAGUGUAUAGUGCUAUGAUGGAAGACUGGAUGAGAAAUCUAGAAGCGGGUAUUCCCGCACUCCUAGAGGAUGGAAUCAAGGUGCUUGUGUAUGCUGGAGAAGAAGAUCUCAUAUGCAAUUGGCUUGGGAAUUCAAGGUGGGUUCAGGCAAUGGAGUGGUCUGGUCAAAAAGAAUUUGGGGCGUCUGGUGCAGUCCCAUUUUUGGUGGAUGGUGCAGAAGCAGGCACGCUGAAAAGCCAUGGACCUCUCGCUUUCUUGAAGGUAUACGAGGCUGGUCACAUGGUGCCUAUGGAUCAACCAAAAGCUGCACUUACAAUGCUAAGAAGCUGGAUGCAAGGGAAACUGACAAUGACAAAGAAUGGAGAUAACGUCUCUCCUAAAUGAUGCACUCAGAGAGCCCAAAACCCAAAACCCAAAACCAUCCCUCUUCUUGCACAGAUAUUGAUGUCUUCUCCUUGUGUAUAACGGGAGGAUGGAAUAUAAUUCUUCUUUUUUUUUUUCUUGUUUCUCUUAUUAUCAUUGAAACUGCACACUGAAGAAUUUGAAACAAAUCAUGUAUCCAUGACACCAAAUCGUGUACAACUUUACACCAGAUUGUAUCGAAAGCAAAUUUCAAUUCUUGAGCAA